Mus pahari (shrew mouse) is the source of this 1454-nucleotide messenger RNA. It is a transcript of the gene Rap2b, whose product is annotated as RAP2B, member of RAS oncogene family. The transcript has a single exon. Lineage: Eukaryota; Metazoa; Chordata; Mammalia; Rodentia; Muridae. Gene Ontology annotation, molecular function: GTP binding; GDP binding; GTPase activity. Bases 555 to 1106 code for a protein of 183 amino acids. Gene Ontology annotation, cellular component: plasma membrane. The record is from RefSeq and is a predicted model, not a curated record. Gene Ontology annotation, biological process: negative regulation of cell migration; Rap protein signal transduction.
CGGGCGGGGCACCGCGGGCGGCGUACUGGGCAUGCUCGGCUGGGCGGGGAGGGCUGGGCUGCGCGCGGCGAGUAGGAAGCCCUCGCCCAGCGGAGGCUGCGGGAGAGAGAAGAGAGAGAGAGAGAGAGAGUGAUGGGUCGCGGAGCUGGACGCACGUUCCGCGGGGACUCAUGCCACGCGUGUCUCAGCCGGACGCGCAAUUAGCAGCCGCCUCUGCAACCAGCCGCCACCGCCUCCCGACCCUCCCAGGCUGCGGUGGCGAAGAGCUCCAGCCGUUGUCUUGCUCCGGCUGCGCGCAUUGUCCUCAGGGUCCUCCGACAGGGCUGCUGCGGGGCCCGGGACCCGCGCCCUAGGGACGCGCCCCCGCUGCCGGUCGGCCCGGCGCGGGGCUCUGCUAGUCUGUUGGCGAGCCCGUGCUACCGGGCUAGUCUCGCCGGGGUUUUUCCUGCGGAGUUGAGGAAGGGGAGAAGUCCACCCGUCCGCCCAGCCCAGUCUUCCCCGGCGCGCAGCCCCGACGGGGCCGCGGCAGGCGCGACGAGGGCGCCGACGGAGCCAUGAGAGAGUACAAAGUGGUGGUACUGGGCUCGGGCGGCGUGGGCAAGUCCGCGCUCACCGUGCAGUUCGUAACAGGUUCCUUCAUCGAGAAGUACGACCCGACCAUCGAGGACUUUUACCGCAAGGAGAUCGAGGUGGACUCGUCGCCGUCGGUGCUGGAGAUCCUGGACACAGCGGGCACCGAGCAGUUCGCCUCUAUGAGGGACCUGUACAUCAAGAAUGGCCAGGGCUUCAUUCUCGUCUACAGCCUGGUCAACCAGCAGAGCUUCCAGGACAUCAAGCCCAUGCGGGACCAGAUCAUCCGCGUGAAGCGGUACGAGCGCGUACCCAUGAUCCUGGUAGGCAACAAGGUGGACUUGGAGGGCGAACGUGAGGUCUCCUAUGGCGAGGGUAAGGCCCUGGCCGAGGAGUGGAGCUGCCCCUUCAUGGAGACAUCGGCCAAAAACAAAGCCUCAGUGGAUGAGCUAUUCGCAGAGAUCGUGAGGCAGAUGAACUACGCGGCACAGCCCAACGGCGACGAGGGCUGCUGCUCGGCCUGCGUGAUCCUGUGAGGCGCCGUCUGCCGCCGGGCGCUGGCCACGCUCUGUGCACAAAGCCAAACGCACCCGAUUCUCUCAAUGUGAUUGUCUUCUUGCUUUGAGAUUGGAGACGACUUUGUUGUAAUGGCUGGGAUGUCCGAGGAACCUGGCUGACUUGUGUGGCCAGCAUCCCCAGCCUUCAGCCGGGGUCUGAGAGGGUGUCCGUUGCAGAGCAUCUAAGACCCUGGUGGAAAAAUGGCUCUAUUCAGCGUGUACGUUCCUCGUUGAUUUUGGUUCAUGCAUAUUUCCCCGUUUAAGUAGCCAUUAAGGCUAUGUAUUGGCUGCUUGACACCGGCAAGCAAAAGUUUCAAACCUGAAAAA